AUGAAGGCGUAUUUGGUGAAACACCUCAAGAAACGUGGAGGCGUAACAGAAUUCUGCCUGGAACUGGAAAGGCUGUCAAGAGAAGCCUAUCCAGAUGCAUCGGAAGAAGAACUGUCCCGCACAAGGGCAGGUGAACUGGUGAGCCAGCUAACCGACUGGCCAGAAUACCUCCAACUUUUUACGACAAUGGAGAUAGCUCCAAAGGAGCAGGCGUAUGACAUGGUGAAAGCCAUGGCACAAAGAUGUGAAAGGAGUAAGCAAGUAGCGGCUGCAAUGCGUAAUGCCAUGGAAGGUCAUGCUCGAAAGAGCCAGACGGCAGAUUACGUAAAUCAUGAUGCUCGGCAAGUCCAAACCACUGUGAACACAUUGGAGGGUGGAAGCAGUAAGCUCGAUGUCCGCGAUGCGACGGCUCAGCGGAGACCCGUCGGAAAGUGUUUCAACUGUAACAAGCAAGGACAUCUGAGAAAGGACUGCACGAUGCCGAAGAAGAACGCUACUGUUACUGAAAAGCCUAAAAGAUCGGCUCAGCAAGCAGAGCCGGCGACGGCUCAGCAAGCAAAGCCGGCGAGAAUUUUUACCGCGUCCUUGAGGAAAUGGAUAUGUGGAGCAGUAGAGGUCGACAACAAGUGCGAAUUGGUCGGUGAACAAACGACCACGGAAGUGCAUCUUCUAGGCACUUCACGCAAAGCGUUGUUGGACACUGGCUCGCAAAUCAGCAUCAUACCACUGCAAGUACUCCAGGCAGCAUUGGAGUCCGGCUUUGACUUGGAUGCCGACGUCGAAGAAAUUCCGUUGGACCAGCAAAAGCAGGUAUUCGAUGCUUCGGGCAACAGAAUGUCCUUCAAAGGAGCGAUCAGACUGACGCUGCAGAUGAGCGACGGUAAGAAGCUGAUCCGUGCCUUUGUCAUGGCAUUGGUGCUUGGUACCAAUGCACUGCGGCCACUAGGAUAUAACCUCACACAGCGAAAGUGCUCAGAGUCUGUGGCGCUACCUCCGAUCACGAAAGCGAAGGAAAUCAUUCGAAACGUUUUGAAUAGCCCUUUGGCCCAUAUGACUGCAGAUUCUGACAGUCAGCGAGCAUACGAAAAACCGUGGGAUGACAAGACACUGAUUAGAGCAAAUGAUCCUUAUCAUAUCAAUCCUUAUCAUAUCUGGUUUGAUUUGGCAUACCUUAUCUUAUCCAAUCCACUGUCGUACCUUAUCCAACCCACUGUUGUGCCCUAUCUUAUCCAAUCGAAUGAUAUGAUACGAAAAUGUAUAAAAGGAGUGACUUCCAUGGUAGAUCUCAUUUUGGGAUCUUGUGUAUCACUGAAAUUGCGAAAGUCAUCCAAGGUGAGUGUACGUUUCUUUUUAACAAGGUAA
Messenger RNA from Cooperia oncophora, 1362 nucleotides. The record is from the annotation of a GenBank genome assembly. Lineage: Eukaryota; Metazoa; Nematoda; Chromadorea; Rhabditida; Trichostrongylidae.